AUGGGGCUGCUAGAUCUCCCUCCCGAGAUCUUCCAGCGCAUCAUACAGAAGCAUGUCGCAGCGACAGGGCUAUGCAGCGCGUGGAAAGGCCGAGGAGUCUGCGAAACUUUCAACACCUACAUCACCGAGGAAGUUUUCGCACGCCAACCAGUGAAGGUGUAUUCCAAGCGCCGUAUCAACGGUCUGUACCGCAGAGGACUAGCCGUUUUUCUCGAGUAUCGCCUUAAUACGUUACAUGGCGCACACGACCUCAUCCCAUCGGUGAUUCGCAACGUUGUCGACAAACUGAUGCAGAUCACACGUCUAACAUCCGCCGAGGCCAGAUCAGAACUCAAUAGAGACGUCAUCGCUGCUAUUGUCAGGCUUUGGAAGAAGGCAGAUGUCGCGGCCGUCAAGCCGACCAAACGUAUGGAGAAGGGAUGCUCUAAAGAUUCCGAAGAGGCGCGUCUACUCUGUCUUGUGGUCAGCAUGGGCAACUUAGACCUCACUAAGGCUGUGCUUCAGCACUGUACAGAUCCAUGGAGUGAGACAUAUUGCCUGGGCUCUCCUAUCGAAGUUGCCAUUUCUGCGAUGGAUCUAGAGCAUGUGGAACUCCUCCUUGCAGACACAAAGUCACGUAAAUCAACGAGAGCUUCAAUUUUCGCACGAUUCCUCGAUAAAUUCUUCGACGCACCAGUGGGGGACUCACAGCUAGAAUUUGUGGACCAGCUUCUUUCGUUGCAUUACACCUUUCUCGGCCGACCCCUCUCCGAUUAUCGUGUUAGGUGGCUUGGGAACUUCCACAUGCGGGGCCCUACAGGUGAAGGAGUCGUCACAAAGAUUCUGGAAAUGGGCUUCACCUCCAAACUAGCCGCCCUGUACCGCCAGCGGCUUUUCGAAUGGUGGGGCGAGAGGUUCGAUCGAACCACCAUGAAGCUGUUCGUUACACAUAAAGUAUUCGACAUGACACAAAAGUAUGCGUUCGAUGACAGAUACGGCGAUUCUGCAUAUUCGAUGCAGGAUGAGUCUGUACUAGCGUACGCUGUCCGCGUCGGCGACGUGGAUCUGGUGGAAGUCGCUCUCAAAGCUGGUGCAAACGCAAAUGGCGCAGUCAACCCCAAUGGCUUUUGCGAGUACCCUAUCAGCUCCGCGCUCCAAAAUACUAGAUGCAAGGCUAAGAUACUAGAGCUACUCCUUGAUCAUGGCGCCGACCUUUACGGGGACCACUCUGUCUUCCACUAUUGCGACAUCAAAACUAUGUACCUUGGAGGUGACUACGAGAAACGAAAGAUUCUUGAUGCGGCUAUCGAGCGCGCGAACUACAGCUACAAGGGAUAUUCAUAA
This is a messenger RNA of Paraphaeosphaeria sporulosa, 1323 nucleotides long. RefSeq lists its product as uncharacterized. The coding region runs from base 1 to 1323 and encodes 440 amino acids. The transcript is spliced from 2 exons. Lineage: Eukaryota; Fungi; Ascomycota; Dothideomycetes; Pleosporales; Didymosphaeriaceae. The record is from RefSeq and is a predicted model, not a curated record.